ACCACUCGCUCUGUGAUCUGAGAGAGGGAAGCUGAUGCUUGGGGCUAGGGAGUAGGGAGCGGGGGAAGAUGAAGAUUGUUGUUGCCCAGAGCUCAAGACCUCAUCCUCUGCAACACCAUCACCUUCUUUCCCAUCUGCACUCCUAUUUCUCUUUUGGGUUCUUCAGUUUGAAGCCUCCCAAGCUUGCUUUUCAGCACUGCAGCCUGCCCGGUUUUGCUGCCGGGACAAGUCGCAAGCUGGGUCUGAUCGUUUCUCCAAAAUCGCAGAUAUGUCAAAGAGAAGUGGAAGUGGAACGAUUCGUCUUGCCGGCUCCAAAGAGGUUCUCUGGAAGCCCCUUGAAUGUUGAACAUAUGAACUUGAAGAAGCCAUUCCUGUGGUUCUCUUCAUUCUCUCUUGGAGCUCCUGCAUGGCUAAUUUGUGCGCAAGAGGCAGAUGCAAGCGAGAUGAUUAAAGUAAAUGCGGUUUAUGAGACUGGAGAAUUGUUUGAAUUAGGAAUUCAGUUGUCAUAUCUGCUUUUGCUCCUUGCAUUGCUUGGGGUCGGCAGUUUCUUCGUGAUCCGACAAGUCCUAGUCCGCAGAGAACUCGACCUUUCUGCUAAAGAGUUGCAGGAGCAAGUGAGGAGUGGAGAUGCAAGUGCAACAGGGCUCUUUGAACUUGGUGCAGUGAUGCUGAGGAGGAAAUUCUACCCUGCCGCCAUCAAGUACUUGCUUCAGGCUAUCGAUAAAUGGGAUGGAGAUGAUCAAGACCUUGCUCAGGUAUACAAUGCUCUUGGAGUUACUUAUAUUCGAGAUGGGAAAACCGAGAAAGGUAUUCAACAAUUUGAGAUGGCUGUGAAGCUCCAGCCAGGCUAUGUCACAGCCUGGAACAACCUCGGCGAUGCAUACGAGAAGAAGAAGGAUCUGAAUUCGGCCCUCAAGGCAUUCGAGGAGGUGCUUCUAUUCGACCCCAACAACAAGGUUGCUCGCCCAAGGCGAGAUGCGCUGAAAGAAAAGGUGACCAUGUACAAAGGAGUCCCCGUGAAGUCGAAGAAGAGAUGAUCCCUCUCUCUUUCGGCGCAGUCAUCUCAAAUUUUUGCUACAUUUUUACUUUAACAGAGCUUUUCCAUUUCUUUUUUAUGGAAUAUUGAGAAGGCUAUUUCUAUUGAUAGUGAAUUUGUAUGCAUUAAUUACUAAUCCUUCUGAAAA
Molecule: messenger RNA, 1184 nt
Organism: Punica granatum (pomegranate)
Lineage: Eukaryota; Viridiplantae; Streptophyta; Magnoliopsida; Myrtales; Lythraceae
Source: RefSeq, a predicted model, not a curated record